Loa loa (African eye worm) is the source of this 1639-nucleotide messenger RNA. RefSeq lists its product as hypothetical. Gene Ontology annotation, molecular function: prostaglandin-E synthase activity. The record is from RefSeq and is a predicted model, not a curated record. Gene Ontology annotation, cellular component: mitochondrion. NCBI's taxonomy places the organism in Eukaryota, Metazoa, Nematoda, Chromadorea, Rhabditida, Onchocercidae. The transcript has 6 exons. Bases 15 to 1115 code for a protein of 366 amino acids.
UUAUAGUUGUGGUCAUGUGGAAUCGAUAUGUGAUCAGAAAAUUAAUGCGAUAUGGUAGUAGUGGUGGAGUAUUAACAGCUGCUGCAUUAGCAGGAUUUGCCAACUAUGAUGGGAAUCCCGAUAUGUUGGAGUCAUUGAAACAUCCAAAUAUAGGAAAGUGGCGUAUCGAAGGACCUUUUAAAGAUCCUACCGAUGGAGUAUUAAUUGCUAAACGGAUAGUGAGUGAUUAUGAUCAUACUGAUUUAAAGUUAAGGCUUUAUCAGUACGAAGCCUGUCCAUUUUGUUGCAAAGUUCGUGCCUUCUUGAAUUAUUACGGUUUUUCCUACGAUAUAGUUGAAGUAAGUCCUCUGACUCGAAAGGAAAUCAAGAAAUUGGAUGGUGUUAGCAAGCUACCAACUGUAAUUGCACAAAUGGAUCGGAAAUUAAGUGAUUCUUCGUUGAUAAUAUCAAUUUUAACAAGUUAUUUGACUCGGAAUGAUAGAAGUUUGGAUGAUGUGAUUGAAUUUUAUCCAGAGCAAACGAAUGUUAUAAAAGAAACGGGAAAGCAAAUAGUUACACGUCCCAAUAUGUACAAAAUUAUGGCAUCCUUGAAUAGCACAUCGAAAAUGGACGAGGAAUAUGCAAGAAAGGAAGAGGAAUGGCGUAAAUGGGUUGAUGAACAUUUCAUUCCUCUGAUAGUACCAAAUGUGUAUCGUUCAUGGAAUGAAUGCAUUGAAACAUUCCGUUGGUUUGGUGAAGCAGGCCAGUGGGAUAAAGUAGUACCUGCAUGGGAACGAUAUGCCACUAUUUAUCUUGGUUCAGUUGCCAUGUACUUUUUGUCGAAAAAACUUCAAAAGAAGUAUGAUGGUGCUGAUGUUCGCCAGCUUCUAAUAGAUGCUUGCAAUCAGUGGAUGAAUGCCGUUGGAAGUUCGUCGUUUCUCGGUGGUCAACAACCUACCUUGGCUGAUUUGGCACUUUAUGGAGCAAUGAAUUCGUUUCUGGGUAGUGCAACGUUUAACGAACUUUGUGAUAAAACUCAAAUUAAAGCAUGGUUUGAACGAAUGCGUGAAGCAGUUGAUUCAAGGGCUGGAGCAGCUUUACUUCAGAAAAGUUGUUGCAAGAGAAUGCAGUCAUAAAAUGUAUUUUUGUUAGUUAAUACCUUGUUUUGUUUAUAUAAUGGCAUGCUGCUUUCCAAAAAAAUGCUGUUAUCAUCAAGUAGUACUUCUCCAGUAAAAAAUUAGAUUGGAAAUUAACGCUAGCUUUCUUCUUACGCUAUGUUUUUUUUCGUGAUAGUUAUUGUAUUUCAUACGCGUACAUCCUUUCCAUAACCUACAGUAUUAUUAUGAAUGAUGUUGUUCAUGAAACUUUUCCACAUAAAAUGUCAUAGUUUACCUCUGUUCUGGAAUUUGGUUUGUAGGAUUGCUACUGAAAAUUGAAUCCCUCAUCUGAGUGAUGCAAGUCAUCUGACUAGUGUUUAAUGUCUUGUAAUGUGUUUUACAGUUAAUUUGCUGGGAUGCUUAUAUAGGAAUGGUUGUAUGAAAAUAUUAGAGUAUGUGGAUUGAUCUUAUUGAUACUAUUAGGGAAUAGAACUUCGCCAAGGGUAUAAUAUUAAAUGAAUGUGUUGUUUUUUUCGUACAUAGAUGUUGCGAUGAAUCUCGGC